AUGCAACAUGCUGAUUCUGAUGCCCCCGAGGAAACUGAAAAUGCAAGUGCUGUCUCACAAAACCCAGAGACCCCUCGCACUCGGCGUCCUCGGCAUCCUCGGACUGUGCCUGAGUCUUCGCGGACCACCCGGCAGUCAGCAAGACUGAAGCCGGAUGGAGAUGGCGUCUUCGAAGAAGAUGUCUCCCCAACCAAGGUCGUUGACAGUCAAAGCACCGAGCCAGAUGAUGACAUGGACUCUAACCAUUAUGAUGAGGAGUUCAAGUCCGAACCUCCAUUUCAAAAAAUGUCUCAAUCUCCUGAACCUCGUAUGGUUGCUUCAGCCCCGGUGUCGCCUGGGGCUACUCAUAUCGACCCUGCUGAUGCUAGGAUCGAUGAUCUGAACAUCCAUAUGGACGAAAUUGUAGAUCCAGCCAAAGCAAAGGCUGAGGAUACGCCCGUCGGCCACAGCCCAAAGAUUUCCCACAUUGAACCAGCGCAAUUCAGUGCAGUGUCUUUAUCCCGACUUGCGCGCAAGCGGAGGUCACUGGAACUACAAACUGAAACUUCGGAUGUUGAUUCCGAGGAUCAUUUGAACAAAAAGUUGCGAAUCGAUGAGACUGAACUUGAAGAGACUCCAGCGAGCCAUUUUCAAAAUGGUGCAGAGCUUGAUACUCUAAAUGAAACAUCUCCUGAGGACAUCCCUAUUCCUUCGGAAGAAUUUGACCCCCCUGCUUACAACCCUACUGUUCGAGGAGGCCGUGGAGGCCGAGGAGCCCGUGGCGGCCGGGGGCGAGGACGUGGCCGGGGCCGUGGUCGCGGAAGCCGCGGUGGUUUCGUCGGUCCAAUUCGACCUACAGCAGUUACCAAGCCUCGAGGCGGCCGAGGACGUGGACGUGCCAAGGCCACCAUCAUCAAACGCGGCAAGAAAAUCGAAGACGAGAUCUGGGACGUCACCGAGAAUUGGCGUGGCUCCACCCCAUCGCCUACUCCAGAAUCAACGCCAGUAAAAACUCGCCAGGAGGAAAUGUCUGUGCUCUUCAAGAAGGUUGGCCAGGCGCAGCAUAUUGCGUUGAGUUUCAUGGCCGAUCAGACCAUGCACAAGCUUGCUCGCGAAAAAAAUGUACACAAAGACUGUCCAGAAUUCGAACAAGUCCAGCGGGAUCUGGACGAGUACGAACGCAAGGCCAUUGGGAGAGUGAGAAACGAAUACAAGGUGAACAUCGAGUUGGAGACUCGGAAGCAUGAGGGCCAUGUUCAGGUGAUCAAAGACACCUCAAGGUUACUUAUUGAGCAAGUCCAAGAGGAGAUGCUUACGAUGCUUAUGGGCAAGAUGAUGGCCCUGAUCCAGGGCCGCAGGGUGGCCGAGGACGAUGAACACACCGAGUACGACACAUCGGAUUCAGAAGAAUCCGUGAAGCAAUUCCUUUUCCGAGACGGUGAGACGGCGGUAAGGCAGGCAGAGCGUGGAUUUGCAGCCGAAGCAGUUCGAGACCCCGAGGGGGCUGUUGACUUUGUGGCCGCGGAGGAGGGAUGGGAGGAAUUCGUCCAGAGAGUACGAAUGGGCCGCUUGAACGAGGAGAUCGCACCAACUGAAAUCUCUGAUGAAGAUGCUCUGCGAAUGUGUGCCAAGGAUGCCUUCGGCGGCAUGCUUCAUGCAGCCACCUACAUCCAGGAGCAAGAGGCGGCCGGCAAGGUCGUAGGCUACGAUGGCACCGCUGAUUUCCCAGUGCACCCACGAGCACUUUCCAUUCUGGCAGACGUGGCUCUGACCGAGCCCCUGCCCCAACACCUCCCAAUGAUGCGAACCGACCCCAGCACUCACCACCGUGCUCUCCUCCCCCAACCCACCCACUCCCACCCGGGCCCUCCCCCUCCCUCCCUCCAUGGCCACGGGCCAACAGACCCGCGGUCCUUCAUCCUCCCACGGCCCACCCCAACCCAGCAGCCGCGGCGCCUUCUCCCCGCCCGCCAGCAGCUAGGUUUGGGGCUGGGCCUGCCGGACCCGUUCGCAAUGAACGGGCCGCCGCAGCUGCCCCCUCCCCCGGGCUCCAACUUUGCGCGCCUGCCCCUGCCGGGCUACAUGCCCCAGGGCCACGCGCCCUCCCUGUACUUCCCGCCUCCGCCACCCGGACCGCACCCCCCGCCCCCGCCGCGCGGGUACUAG
Molecule: messenger RNA, 2145 nt
Organism: Penicillium digitatum Pd1
Lineage: Eukaryota; Fungi; Ascomycota; Eurotiomycetes; Eurotiales; Aspergillaceae
Source: RefSeq, a predicted model, not a curated record